GCUUCAACGGCUUGCUGAAUUGGCUGGCCCGCUUCCAAGAACAGGAGGCCUUGGACUCUGCUCAGGCUCAUUGGUUAUAUUUACAACAGACAGAAAAUGGGUGCUGCCCGCCAGGGCCUCUCCCUGGGCAUAGAAGAGUACCAGCUUCCCCGUGGUUACCUGGAGCGGUUCUUCAACGAUGGAGUGGGACCAGGCCCCAGCCGUCUCGCAGAGGCUCUGAGGGUCCUUCCAGACUGGACCCUGCUGCCGUUGAUGAAAGGUGCUCUUCCCUCCUGCAUGGUGGACGUGCUGCUGCUGAGGAGGGUGAUGCACAGUGUUCAGGUGGAAGAUCCCCGCUUGCCCAGUGGGAACAACACUUCACGGCCCAUACGCCAGGUACUCUAUGGGCUGCUGCUGGGUGGGAGGAGGCCAGACCACAGCAGUCAGAGACCCCCAGUGGAUGACGUGGAGGAGUAUUACAGGGAAGGCAAUAACCUGACCAGCAGCAUGGUUGAAGCCAUCCUGCCCAGUGCUGCAGAACAGCUGCAGCUAGACACUCUGGAUCGGGCUCCAAGGUCAGUGCAGCUUGAGGUGUUUUUGGAGACCCUUGGUGUGUCCCAGUCCACUCUGAGCGGUGUCCCGCCUCAUUUGCGUCUUCCUGUGGCUGUCACCUGCUACUGGUUGAGGCACGCCCAUCCUCGACCAGAACUGCCUCUCCUGCAGGCCCUGCUAUUAGGAUUGGUGUACGGAGAGCUCUGCAGACAGAGGAAGAGCCAAAGAGGUAUGACCCAGAGCAUGAAUGAGAAAACACACAAUUUAGAAUUUAGAAAUAUUGAAGGGUUUGAAGUGCAGCCACUGACUCCUCCCUUUUUUGUGUAACAGGGUUUAUGGAGGGACCAGUGUUGGAGAGGCUGAGAGGGCUGAUUCAGAGAGGUGCAAGGAGCCUAGACCUGGGUGUAGCCCACGCCUACAGCCAAUGGCAGUGCUGCCUGAGAGAAAGUCUUGACCUGAACCAACUGCUGUACCUCCCUCUAGCCGAGCCUCAGUGUGCCUGGUAAGGUGUCCCUUCCUAAAUCAACCCUUGCCCCUAAACCUAGACCAGUGGUAUUCAUUGACAUUUUAUUCGAGCCUAGCAGCAACAUAACUAAUUAAACCAUAUUUUGUUUCCCUGGUGGUGUCUAGGCUGUACAAGGGCACUCUGGUGCACCAGCUUGUGACCAAACUGAGAGGGGGGUUAACCCCAGAUUCUCUCCUGAUGUUAGGCCCUUGCUCUGGGCAGCUGUAUAGGGCCAUGCUGGGAGCCAUACUCAACUCCCAUGAUGCUCAUGAGGCUGCUGUCAUCCCCUUGGUGUCUGGGACGCGGCGGGCCACACCUCCAUCCUUGUCACAGCCACUGGACGACCUGACGUCCCGUCUACUCAUUCUGGCUCUAGAAGAAGAUGAUGAUGAUGGUGCUGCAGGAGGGAGGAAGGCCAUGCCAGAGGACGAUCUGGAUUGGACGUUGGUCACAGUGCAGACCCGCCACAAGAAAAAGGACAGAUUCAACAGAGCUCGGAAUCCAGAAUUCUCCCGGAAGCAGGGGCGGAUCGGCUGGGAAUAGGGAGGGGUCACUAUAUAACUGUUUAGUUCUAGAGACGCUCUGCUCAACUCUUUCAUAUUUUUAUUGUUCUUAUUUUUUUUACCUUUUAUGACUUAAUUGACAUUGUUUUUAGCAUGAACUAUGUAGAUUCUAUUAAUGAUGAGAUGGAAAAGCUUUUAAUAUAUAUAUAUAAAUAUCAAAAGUUAUGAUCAGUUUGACUGUUUUUUUCUUUGCUCUUUACUGUACUGUCUUUUGGUCUUUGAAGAUAGCUAUAUAAAUCCCAUCUAUUCUUACUAUUAUAUUACUGCUGCACUGCUGCUCAGGUUCAAGUCCGGGCCCUGGCUGGGCCACUCAAGGACAUU
This is a messenger RNA of Coregonus clupeaformis (lake whitefish), 1920 nucleotides long. RefSeq names its product protein asteroid homolog 1-like. The transcript is spliced from 2 exons. Lineage: Eukaryota; Metazoa; Chordata; Actinopteri; Salmoniformes; Salmonidae. The coding region runs from base 97 to 858 and encodes 253 amino acids. The record is from RefSeq and is a predicted model, not a curated record.